Messenger RNA from Beta vulgaris subsp. vulgaris (sugar beet), 2281 nucleotides. Its product is annotated as probable choline kinase 2. Bases 910 to 1941 code for a protein of 343 amino acids. Gene Ontology annotation, cellular component: cytoplasm. Gene Ontology annotation, molecular function: choline kinase activity; ethanolamine kinase activity. The record is from RefSeq and is a predicted model, not a curated record. Gene Ontology annotation, biological process: phosphatidylcholine biosynthetic process; phosphatidylethanolamine biosynthetic process. Lineage: Eukaryota; Viridiplantae; Streptophyta; Magnoliopsida; Caryophyllales; Amaranthaceae. The transcript has 10 exons.
ACUGUUCCAGAAUGGCUUAAUUAACAUCAAAUGUUCAUGAUCACAUUUACACUUAAUAAGAGUUUUGUGUAUGAUUACUUUGCGUGCGUAUGUCAUGGAAAAUGUUGGCUGAUGUUGAGAGACAUUUGCUAAUGGAAAUGAAACUCAUGGAAUUAGAAAGCAGAAAUGAGAGUAGACAUACUUUCUUCAUUAUUAUCCUCCACCUCUCUUUUUCUUUUUCUCUUUAUUUCAUUACUUUCUACACUGUCAGCCCGAUGUCUAAGAUAGUUAUGUGUAUUGAAUUCGAUUAUAUAACUUGAGGGAGUUUUAAUUGUUUGUUCUAAGUUCAUACCCUUUACAUCUAUUAGAACUCAUAAACAAAUACUGCUGCAAAUUACUUACCAACAUAAUGAAGUGCUAGGAAAGAAGGCUUUGUGCCGUAUAUCUGGGUAUUGCUAUAUGCUGAUGUAGGCCUUUUCUAUCCAAUUAGUCUCUUAUACAAUAGAUGCUGCUUACCUUGAGAAAAAAAUAUUGCUUUUCUUUCUCUAUGAAGCAUAUUGGUUCCCUAGCUUUGCACUUGUAUAUCUAGCUUUUUCUCAAAGUCCAAGUUAGCUGGAGAAGGUGUUACUAAUUUGGGAGAUUUACUACUCUUUGGCACAUCCAAAAGGAGCUAUUGCACAUAACUUUCACAGAAGAUGCCUCUGCAGUUACCACAAUUAUACCGAUUAGAGUUUUGUCACGACGAAAAUUGAGAAUUGAAAAUUGAAACUGCUUUCAAGUUGUAUGGAUGGUCAACACAAUCUUCCAGAAAAAAGGCUGUUAUAAUCAAAUUUUUUGCUUCUGGAGGAACAGGGUAAAGAAGUCCUGCUGGGUUAUAAUUGUUGUCUUGAUACCGGGAAAUAUUUUCUGAAAAGUCAUCAAAUUGAAAUUAUGGGUGCCGCAGAUACUCCCAAAGUCAACCAAGAAAAUCCUUUGCCAGCAGAGGCGAAGGAGAUGCUUCAAUCAAUAGCUUCAAAGUGGAGCGAUGUAACCGACUCAACUGCUUUGCAAGUGAUCCGAUUAAAGGGUGCGAUGACCAAUGAAGUUUAUCAAAUUAAAUGGCCAACCAAGGCUGGAGAAAUGUCUCGGAAGGUCUUAGUAAGAAUAUAUGGCGACGGUGUGGGCGUCUUCUUUAAUAGGGAGGAUGAGAUUCGGACUUUUGAGAGCAUGUCAAAGCAUGGCCAGGGGCCUCGUUUGUUAGGGCGUUUUUCAACUGGGAGGAUUGAAGAGUUCAUUCGUGCAAGGACGCUAUCAGCAUCUGAUCUACGUGAUCCAGAUAUAUCUGCUCUUAUAGCUGCCAAACUGAGGGAGUUCCAUUACCUUGACAUGCCUGGAGCAAAAACUAUUACACUCUGGGAUCGUUUACGAGAUUGGUUGAUUACAGCUCAACGACUCGCCCGCCCAGACCAUGUUAAUGAAUUUUCCUUGAAUGCUCUAGGGGAUGAAAUCUCUGAACUGGAAAAGAAACUUUCAAGCAAUCAACUUGUAGGAUUUUGCCACAAUGAUCUGCAAUAUGGUAACAUAAUGAUAGAUGAACAAACAAUGUCAAUAACUAUCAUUGAUUAUGAAUAUUCUAGCUACAAUCCUGUUGCAUUUGAUAUAGCCAAUCACUUCUGCGAGAUGGCUGCUGACUACCAUUCAGAAACACCUCAUCUUCUGGAUUAUAAUAAAUACCCUGGUCUGGAAGAGCGUCAAAGGUUUCUGCGCAUAUAUCUAAGUUCAUCAGGAUGCCAACCCAAAGAUUCUGAAGUGGAACAGCUACUUGAAGAGGUUGAGAAGUAUACUCUUGCAACCCAUUUGUUCUGGGGAAUUUGGGGAAUAAUAUCGGAUCGUGUAAAUGACAUCGAGUUUGACUACGUGGAGUAUGGAAGGCAACGGUUCCAGCAAUAUCGGCGGACGAAGCCUAAGUUACUGGGUACUUGACCUGCUGCUGGGAGAUGGCAUGAGUAGUAUAAAGAAGAUAAAUCAAGCAAACUGUGUUGUCCGUGGAAUGUGCUGAUGGUAAAAUGUACUUGAAGCCUAUAAAGCUGAGUAUACUUUUGAAGGUGUUCAUACUUCGUAGCCUGUCUUGGAUGAACAUAAAUAAAACUAUGUUAUAUUUUAACUAGCUCCCAAGUCUUGUAAUGGUUUUGAAUAGUACAUAUCUCUGUCUAAGGGCUGAAUGAAAGUACUUUGCCACAAUCUGCUAUGUAAUUUUUGUAAAUCUUUUGCUAAUGUGGUAAAGCUUGCUGCUUCAUAGUUUGAAUGGAUACCCUUUUUCAAA